Ruditapes philippinarum (Manila clam) is the source of this 2040-nucleotide messenger RNA. RefSeq lists its product as uncharacterized. NCBI's taxonomy places the organism in Eukaryota, Metazoa, Mollusca, Bivalvia, Venerida, Veneridae. The record is from RefSeq and is a predicted model, not a curated record. Gene Ontology annotation, molecular function: catalytic activity. Bases 1 to 2040 code for a protein of 679 amino acids. The transcript has 2 exons.
AUGACAUUCACCACAAGAGUUUAUAAUAACAUACAAUUUACCAGUAAUACUUUAACUUUGCUAUUUGUAUUGGUGUACUAUUCCUGGCUAGCAGUUCUCUUGCAUGUAUCUGGAGACAUUCAUCCAAAUCCUGGUCCAAUCUCAGCUACUUCCUCAGUCUCAUCCAUGACCUCUACUCCAUCGGAAAUUAAUCAUAUUCAAAAUCAUCUUUCUUUCGUACAUUUAAAUGUUCAGAGUAUUGAACAUAAACUCGAUAUCCUUUUUUCAGAACUCUGCGAUUUUGAUAUUCUUGCUUUCUCCGAAACUUGGCUAAAAAGUUCUAUAUCAACAGAAGACUUAUUACUUUCCUUGUAUCAUUCCCCUGAACGCAAAGAUCGCAUUGGGGAUGCUCACGGUGGUGUUAUUUUGUACAUUAAAGACAAUAUACACUAUAAACGUAGAAUAGAUCUAGAAUUAAACAGGUUAGAAUGUAUUUGGAUCGAGUUGAUUCUUUGUAACAAUCGUCAUAUUCUAUUUAGUAUUUUCUAUCGCCCGCCUAACUCAGAUGUCAUAUACAACAAUCUAAUUGAAGAUUCUAUUGGUCUAGCCAUUGACACUAAUAUACCUGACAUCAUCAUUACGGGUGAUUUCAAUCUAAAUGUAAACUGUUAUUCAUCUAACCGCAAAAUUACAUCCAUCACUCAACAGUUCAAUCUAGAACAACUAAUAGAUGAACCAACACAUUACACUGAACAUUCAAAUUCUUUGAUCGACCUUAUAUUAGUUUCAAACAAAAGCAAUGUUAUUCAUUCUGGUGUUGGUGAUCACUUUCUAGAACAAGAACUAAGGUAUCACGUUCCUAUAUUUGGUUUUCUGAAAUUCCGUAAACCGCGACAAAUGUGUUUUGAUCGCAUUGUUUGGGAAUAUGAACAUGCUGACUACGAAGCAUUACGUGAAGAUAUAAAUACCUUUACAUGGGAAAACUGCUUUGAUGCAGAUGUUAACAUAUACAUGAUAUAUGCGAAUAACGUAAUCAAUCAGAUACAAACAAUUGCUAAAAAUAACAUCCCUAACAAAUUGAUUAAAGUAAGACCAUUAGAUGUUCCAUGGAUGACAAACUCAAUCAGAGUUAAUAUCCGUAAACGAAAACGUCUGUAUAAAAAAGCUAGAAUGACAAAUUCACAAUAUUACUGGCAAAGAUUCAAAUCUAUUCGUAAUGAAACAAUAUUAUUGAUACGGGAAGCCAAGUCAAACUAUUUUUGUAAACUCUCUAAUAAAUUGAAAAAUGAAUCACUUUCGUCUAAAGACUGGUGGAAGACUCUGAAAUCUUUUAUUUCAUCAACAAAUAAUAGUAGCAUUCCACCACUGACAGACCCCUUAAACAGAAAUAUUGUUUACUCAAAUAACGAUAAGGCAAAUCUUCUAAAUAACUUCUUCGUAGAACAAAUGUCUAUUAACGAUGAGAACAGAGAUCCACCUUACCUUAGUUCACCACUUUCCUGUCUCAACGAUAUUGUGCUUAGCCCUCAUGAAGUAAAAGAUGUUCUUCUUUCGUUACAAGUUGACAAAGCAGUAGGUCCAGAUGGUAUAAGUAAUAGAAUUUUACGCGAGGCUUCUCAUGAACUAUCUUCCCCCUUGUGUGACUUAUUCAAUGCUUCUCUACGAUGUUGUGAAGUUCCAAUCACAUGGAAAGAGGCGAAUGUCACUGCAGUUCACAAAAAGGGCGAUACAUCUCUCCCAAAUAACUAUAGACCCAUAUCACUUUUGAACACUACAGAAAAAGUUUUUGAACGUCUUGUAUUUAAACACAUCUUUAACUUUCUCAAAGUAAAUAAUUUUCUGUCUACUGCUCAGUCUGGUUUUAUCCCGGGUGAUUCUACUGUUAAUCAGCUUGCCUUCAUUUAUGAUACCCUUUGUAGAUCACUUGACAAUGGCCUCGAAGUUCGUGUGGUUUUCUUUGAUAUCAGUAAAGCGUUUGACAAGUUGAACAUCCUAACACAGCAGCCACACUUCUUCAGUCUGACAUCCAAAAAAUCUCUUUAUGGGCAGAAAGGUGGUUAG